Messenger RNA from Insectozyma verbasci, 585 nucleotides. The record is from the annotation of a GenBank genome assembly. NCBI's taxonomy places the organism in Eukaryota, Fungi, Ascomycota, Pichiomycetes, Serinales, Debaryomycetaceae.
AUGACUGUAACAUUAUCUUAUACUUUAGGUUUCAUUAGAUGUAAAACUAAUAAUAAAAUAUUAUUACUUAAUAGAAACAAAUCUCCAUGGAUGGGUAGAUGGAAUGGUGUGGGUGGUAAAUUAAACCCUCAAGAAAGUGCUUUACAAUGCAUAAUACGAGAAACAGAAGAAGAAACAGGAUUAAAUUUAUCAAAUUUUAUAAAUAGAGGUAUAUUAAUAUGGAAAGUGAAAAAUGAUGGAAAUAAAAAUGUUGAAACAGGUGGUUUAUAUUUAUUUACAGUUGAUAUUUCAGAAGAACAAUUUGAAAAUUAUAGAACCCCCAUGGUAUAUAACAAUGAAGGGAUAUUAGAUUGGAAAGAUUGGAAUUGGAUCACUAAUGAUGAUAAUCUAGGAGUGGUUGAUAAUAUAAAAAUUAUAUUUAAUCAUUUAUUUACAAGUAGUGAAACUGAUUUAUAUAAAGUGAAAUAUGAAAAUAAUAAAUUGAUGAGUUGCAUGUAUUACCCUGGUGAAAAUCCAUUACAAAAAGAAGAAAAGGAAAAAGAAGAAAAGGAACAUGUUCAAAAAUCAAAGAAUAUAAUUCAUUAA